Messenger RNA from Metschnikowia bicuspidata var. bicuspidata NRRL YB-4993, 2205 nucleotides. RefSeq lists its product as uncharacterized. The record is from RefSeq and is a predicted model, not a curated record. Bases 1 to 2205 code for a protein of 734 amino acids. NCBI's taxonomy places the organism in Eukaryota, Fungi, Ascomycota, Pichiomycetes, Serinales, Metschnikowiaceae. The transcript has a single exon.
AUGUUCAGAAAGAUAUUUCAUUCCACUACUGUGGGGAAGCCUGGUGAAACCCCGAAAGCCUGUCUGGUUAGCGAGUCUUCUGUUUCUGAGGAGUCUGAGAUCAUCACUCCUGGAGAGAUCCCAAACCCUGAAAGACGAUUUUUCCUUCGCAGACCACUGAGGCUUAAGCCAGCAUCGCGCGAGAACCAGCUGUCAUACUUUCGGACUUUAGAUCCCUUUGAUAUCAAGCUGAACUUGAAAAGAUCUAAUAGUUUCUCUUUCAAGUCCAAGCUCGACAACUCAGUACAGACAACACUCGGGUUACCCAGGAGCAAGUCUGUGCACUUUGCGGACAACUUGACUACUUAUCACGAAUUCAAACCUCACUUUGGCAAGGAUAUUGAUGAAAUGGAAUCAGCAUUCGAGGAAUUUCGUAAACGAAAGCAAAAUGAGCCAGCAGCUGAGAGUGAAAGUGAAGAGAGUGAAGAUAGUGAAGAUGAGGAGAGUCUUGAAACCAAAGAGAGAGAUAGUGACGAGCUCAAAACUCAAAACGUUGCCAAGACGUAUGCGGUAAAAGACAAUACAGUGAACUUCAAAACCUCUGUUGGAGACCAGAAAAUUAGCCAGAAAACCAAUGUUGCUGAUGUGAACACGAAAUUUAAAGAUGGAAUAGAUAUAGCUGGCAAAUAUCUACAGAGCGUCUUUGAAGACUCUACUGCCGAAAGACAAUUGGGCAAGGCUCAAAGCACUUUUGGCGGCUUUGACAACUCCGAUUCCACUGACGUUGAUCUGGUAAGCGAAAAGGGUAGAAAGGACGGUUAUCUCUAUGAAAUUUACGAGCAGUUGUGUGGCUUAAGAGACAUCAAGGCAAAAGAAGAAGCAGCAUGUGACCCCCAGCAGCUCAAAUCCGAGAUUCGGUGUGGAGUUGCAGAUAUUGGUGACUCUCUCAGUGGCUGCCGGGAUCAACUUGAACAAUCCAACAGCGAAGUAAGAAAACUCAGAUAUAUUUUGCAACAGACUACACAAGAGCUUGAGGUAAGGACCAUUCUUGCAAAUCAAACAAAGACUUUGUCCAAAACACUCAAACAGUCCCAGGAGUCAGUCCAAGACAAAAUGGAUCAAAUCAAAAGCCUUACGGCGAAAAUUGAAGAAAUUGAGAAAGACAAGGCGAUCGAAGCGACCAUAUACGUAUCCAACACAAAACUUAAAGCUGAAAUUGAGGAACAGCUUCGUGAAAGCAGAAUUCAAGUGUCAAAUUUACAAGAAGAGUUGAAAAAUGUCCAAAGCUUGCAAACCACAGACGAGUCGAGUGAAAAAGAAAAGAGUGAGUUAGAAGAACAAUUGCGUCAAGCGAAGAAAGCAGCCUUGGAUUUGCAAGCUUUCCAAGAGGCCGAAAAGGCAGUCUUACACGAGGAGUACACCAGAGAGCAAAGUCGAGUCAAAGCUUUGGAGCAGGAAGUCAAAGAGAAUUUGCUCGUGAUUCAAGAAAAAGAUGCGGCUCUCAAAACUCAAAAGGCGAUCAAGGACCAACAACUCAAUGAAGCUUCAUUGAUGAUAAACGAGGUGGGUUUGAGAUACGAAGAGAAGAAGUCACAGGUUGUCAAAAUAUUGGAAAACCUCGAAUGCUUGCGUUUUAGUCAAACAAACAAUCAGAGGCUUUCUUCGUCGCACAGUGGCACCCAGGAGAGAAAAUCAUCACAUAUCGAACCCAAAUUUCCAUCACCAAACCUCGAGCUAGACCUUGAAUCUGAUAUCAUCACCAAUAUCCAGAAAGGAAUCGCGAACUUGAUGACAAAGCACUUGGAGAGUUCAAAACAUUUGGAAGAAGUCACAACCUCCAACAAAAUCGCAGUGGAGGGUUUGACCACCCUCAUCAAGGGAAGUUUUGAUAUUCUUGCCCCAAUUUUACACAGAGACUGUACUGAACAGUUUCAAAAUUUGUACGACGAGUUUUCGCAGAAUGAGGUGUUGAGUCAGCAAAGAAAAUGUCUUGUCACGGUCUUGAGCAAUUUCGUUUUAAACUCGCAGCGUGAACUUUUGCUUCAGCACAGCAAAAACGAACAAAUGCUAGAGACUGAGAUCAAAGACAGGCUCAAGUACCAACAGCAAGUCUUAGACUCUUUUACAAAAAUUGCGACGAAAAUUCUGGACCGUGGUCCCCGUGUCUCAGGAAUUCGUGGUCACUCCUCUCCAAAAAAAUUCAAGUCGCUUUCUCGAAAUAGCUAG